Molecule: messenger RNA, 1700 nt
Organism: Cannabis sativa
Lineage: Eukaryota; Viridiplantae; Streptophyta; Magnoliopsida; Rosales; Cannabaceae
Product: (S)-8-oxocitronellyl enol synthase CYC2-like
Exons: 2
Coding region: 222-1397 (391 amino acids)
Source: RefSeq, a predicted model, not a curated record
UUGACUAAAUUACUAGGGUAACAAAUAUUAAUUAAAAUAUAUAUUAACUGUGUAAUACAUAGUUAGUUCAUCAACUAAAAAAAAGUACAUAAUUAGUUCAAUUCUUAAAUUAUCAUAGAAAAAUCUUAUAAUUUUUAACUAUAUAUAUUAUGUUAAUUUUGUAUUAGUGAUUCAUUUCAGUGCCCUUUAGAUCAUUUGUUUUGUUGUAAAACAAAAAGACAAUGGUGAAUUGGUGGUGGGAACGAGCAACAAGAGAUGCAAAGAAAAGAGUCAAUAAUUACCAGAACGUGGCUCUUGUGGUGGGCGUAACUGGCAUCGUGGGCAAUAGCCUCGCCGAGAUUCUACCUCUCUCCGACACCCCUGGCGGACCCUGGAAGGUCUACGGCGUGGCUCGUCGGCCCCAACCCACUUGGAACGCUGACCACCCAAUUCACUACAUUCAGUGUGAUGUUACUGACCCGAACCAGACGCGAGACAAGCUGUCUAAACUCUCUGAUAUCACCCACAUCUUCUACGUCACAUGGACCAACAAACCCACCGAGCUCGAGAAUUGUGAUUCCAAUGGCCGAAUGCUAAAGAAUGUCCUCGAAGCAGUUAUCCCUCAUGCGCCAAAUCUCCAACACGUGUGUUUGCAGACCGGGCUGAAACACUACAUCGGCUCCUUUGAGUUUCUUGGCAAGGUUCGACCCCACGAGACUCCGUUCCAUGAAGACUUGCCGAGACUCGUCACGCCCAACUUUUAUUAUACUCAGGAAGAUAUUUUAAUGGCGGAAGUAGAGAAGAAGGAAGGGUUGACUUGGUCUGUCCACAGGCCUGGACUCAUAUUCGGAUUCUCUCCGUACAGUUUGAUGAAUGUUAUUAGUGGUCUUUGCGCUUAUGCAGCCAUGUGUAAGCACGAGGAUAAGCCACUCAAGUUUUUGGGCACUCGGGCAGCCUGGGAUUCUUCAUGGGAUGCCUCUGACGCUGAUUUGAUCGCGGAGCAUCAGAUAUGGGCGGCGGUGGAUCCCAACGCCAAGAACCAGGCCUUUAAUUGCAGCAAUGGUGACAUUAUCAAGUGGAAGCAUAUGUGGAAGGUGUUGGCUGAGCAAUUUGAUGUUGAGUAUGAGGAAUUUGAAGAUGAUGAUGGGGAUGGAGAUUCGAGGCUAAGAUUGGUGGAAGAGAUGAAAGAUAAGAGUGAAGUUUGGGAUGAAAUUGUAAGGCAGAAUGGUCUGGUGCCUACGAAAUUCGAAGAUGUUGGGUGUUGGUGGUUUGUUGUUGCUCAUUUUGGAUAUUCAGACACUGAGAAAAUUGAGAGUAUGAACAAGAGCAAAGAGCAUGGUUUUGUGGGGUUUAGAAAUUCAAAGACCUCGUUCAUUUAUUGGAUUGAUAAGUUGAAAGCUAAUAAGAUAGUUCCUUGAUUAUUAUAUAGUAUGUAAGUUAAGAGCUUAUAGUACUUUUGUUUUGUGUUUUCCAAAUAAACUGUUUGUUUGAAUGGACUUCAUUCACACAUCAUAUCUAUUUUAUUACAUAUUAUUAGGGACUCUGUUUAGAGUUAGUUAGUGAACUGUUAUUCUGUUAAUUCAGAGCAGUUAGAAGGUUGUUAGGAGUAGUUAAUCAGCUCCUUUUCUUUCCUUUCUCUCUAUUCUGAUGUAUAUAAAUACAGUUCCCAUUGUACUCUAAACACUUGAUGAAUACAAUAAAACACAAUUGAUCUUUCUCUC